This is a messenger RNA of Cebus imitator (Panamanian white-faced capuchin), 2281 nucleotides long. RefSeq names its product septin 5 (gene SEPTIN5). Bases 307 to 1443 code for a protein of 378 amino acids. NCBI's taxonomy places the organism in Eukaryota, Metazoa, Chordata, Mammalia, Primates, Cebidae. Gene Ontology annotation, molecular function: molecular adaptor activity; GTPase activity; GTP binding. The record is from RefSeq and is a predicted model, not a curated record. The transcript has 11 exons. Gene Ontology annotation, cellular component: microtubule cytoskeleton; synaptic vesicle; cell division site. Gene Ontology annotation, biological process: regulation of exocytosis; cytoskeleton-dependent cytokinesis.
GCGUUCCGCGGGCGCCCGCGACGCCCCGCCUCUGGCUUGGGUGCGGGAGCGGGGCCCGGCCGGGCUGCGACGCCGCCACAGCUCGGGGCCAGUCCACCCAGUCAGGGGGAUGGCUCGGGCGGCCGCUGGGGUCGACGGCCCCCCCGGUGGGCGACGUGCCCUGUCCAGGCCUCACUUCCCGCGUGCACAAAACGGGGAGGAGAACGCAGCCUAAAGCAGAGCCGAGCCAGGGUACCUCGCCGUCGCCGGGCUCUGGCGGCCUGACCAGGCCUGGGGUGCGAGCGCGGGCCCACGGGGGUCGCCGCGAUGGACUCGCUGGCAGCGCCCCAGGAUCGCCUGGUGGAGCAGCUGCUGUCGCCGCGGACCCAGGCCCAGAGGCGGCUCAAGGACAUUGACAAGCAGUACGUGGGCUUCGCCACACUGCCCAACCAGGUGCACCGAAAGUCCGUGAAGAAGGGCUUUGACUUCACUCUCAUGGUGGCUGGUGAGUCGGGCCUGGGGAAGUCCACACUGGUCCACAGCCUCUUCCUGACCGACUUGUACAAGGACCGGAAGCUGCUCAGUGCGGAGGAGCGCAUCAGCCAGACGGUGGAGAUUCUAAAACACACAGUGGACAUUGAAGAGAAAGGAGUCAAGCUGAAGCUCACCAUCGUGGACACGCCGGGAUUCGGGGAUGCCGUCAACAAUACCGAGUGCUGGAAGCCCAUCACCGACUACGUGGACCAGCAGUUUGAGCAGUACUUCCGCGAUGAGAGCGGCCUCAACCGAAAGAACAUCCAAGACAACCGAGUGCACUGCUGCCUGUACUUCAUCUCCCCCUUCGGGCAUGGGCUGCGGCCGGUGGAUGUGGGUUUCAUGAAGGCGUUGCAUGAGAAGGUCAACAUCGUCCCUCUCAUCGCCAAAGCUGACUGUCUCGUCCCGAGUGAGAUCCGGAAGCUGAAGGAGCGGAUCCGGGAGGAGAUUGACAAGUUCGGGAUCCAUGUAUACCAGUUCCCUGAGUGUGACUCGGACGAGGAUGAGGACUUCAAGCAGCAGGACCGGGAACUGAAGGAGAGCGCUCCCUUCGCUGUUAUAGGCAGCAACACGGUGGUGGAAGCCAAGGGGCAGCGGGUCCGGGGCCGACUGUACCCCUGGGGGAUCGUGGAGGUGGAGAACCAGGCGCACUGUGACUUCGUGAAGCUGCGCAACAUGCUCAUCCGCACGCACAUGCACGACCUCAAGGACGUGACGUGCGACGUGCACUACGAGAACUACCGCGCGCACUGCAUCCAGCAGAUGACCAGCAAACUGACCCAGGACAGCCGCAUGGAGAGCCCCAUCCCGAUCCUGCCGCUGCCCACCCCGGAUGCCGAGACUGAGAAGCUCAUCAGGAUGAAGGAUGAGGAGCUGAGGCGCAUGCAGGAGAUGCUGCAGAGAAUGAAGCAGCAGAUGCAGGACCAGUGACGCUCGCCGCGGACACGCCGUCCGUCUCCGGGACGCCCUCCUACCCCUGGAUCCUAGACCGGACUGUUCCCGACCCGGAGACGCGGGGCCACAGCCCCCAGCUGACCCUAAUUUAUUUUCAGCACCACCCCUCCCAGGCCUUUCGUUUCUGCUUCCAAGGGGCCUGGACCGUAGCCCCUCCCAGCUGGCCCUCUCUGGCUUUGGGGGAUCUGGAGCGAAGUUGGGCAGGACUUCAGAGAUCCGCCUCUCUUGCUUUUCCCUCGCCCCGGGAGGUCACAGCGCCCAAACUGCAGGCCCUGCUCUGGCAGGCAGGCAAACCAAGGCAGAAGAGGGAAAGCGAUUCCCAGGGUCCAGGGUCUGUUCUCUGCCCCAGAGCUGCAGAACGGACUUGGAAGCCCUCCUUUGCCUGCUCCCGCGGGUCACCCAGCAAGUGCUGAGACCCCAUUUUCCGUCGAGGCGGGCAGGGUCUUCCCUUAGCCUCGGAGCCCAGCGGGCAGGGUUGGGCUUAAUCAAAUGGGAACCCUCCAGACAUAAGGAGGUCAGAGGCUGUGAGGAGGGCGGGCGUGACCGCCCACACCCCUUCUCUACAGCCAGGCCCGACCUGGAGGGCCCCAGGGGCACUGGGCGGAGAGCCACCUCCUGGCAACUCUCGGUGCCGUCCACUGCCCUCGCCCGAGGCCUCUUCUUUCAGCACCACAGGCGUGUGCCGGGAUCCCGAGCCUCGGCCUCCCCAUCUUCCCACCCGCAUGAUCCUUUCCCGCCACACGAUGUUCCGUUUUGUUCCGUUGUGAAUGCCGCAUCCUGUCCUGGUGACAGGAGAACAAUAUUGGUGAACGUC